Molecule: messenger RNA, 908 nt
Organism: Spizellomyces punctatus DAOM BR117
Lineage: Eukaryota; Fungi; Chytridiomycota; Chytridiomycetes; Spizellomycetales; Spizellomycetaceae
Exons: 2
Coding region: 116-808 (230 amino acids)
Source: RefSeq, a predicted model, not a curated record
UCUUGACACGCCCAAAGUCGCUGCCCCACACAAGUUGCAAGUUUCUUUUUUUUUGCUUCAAAACAAACGGACGGAAUUUGAAAGCGCCUUACGAGAUAUUCUAAAGAUAUUCUUCAUGACCGAGUUGAGCAAGGCAGCAUUUUCAAGAAUAUGUUUUGCUUUGGGGAAACCCAUCGCCGUCCUCCCAAAUCCCCAGGCACGCAUUCCUGCAUAUUUACUUCAUUAUGAAUUCUCUCUGGCGCUCCUUUCUUUGCAUUCCAAGCAGCACUAUGUAUCAUCCGCUCAAUUGACGCACCAACAUACUGCCGAGGAUUUGGCAACGGCAGAACAUCUUCUCUGUGUCAUAAAUUUUCCACGCAAGCAGAUAGGAAAGUUCAAGUCGGAUUGCCUCACCACAGGCGUGCAAGACGAUCAGGCACCAGAUCCUGUAAAGAAGCGAGAAACGACCGUUGCCGUGGGUGUCCUCAACAUGGCUGAGUCAGGCAACAACAACAUCUUGCCUGGAUCUAGAGUGCACAUAGACGGUCGUCAUGAAGUCGUUGACACGAAUGAUAGAGAUUUAUCUUGGGAAGAGUUUUGUCAAUUUGAGAUUCGUGUCGGGACGGUCCUAUCUGGGGACGGAAAUGUAGAUUUUGGGGAAAACUGGGGUGUUCGCAGAUGCAAGUCUGCCAUUGAACUUGGAAUUUACACGGGAAAACAAGUUUUGGCCGUGCUGAAUGUAGAGGAUGGGCCGUGGGUUUUAAGUGUUGGAAAGACUGGAUUAAUAGGACCGCUAAAAAAGGUCUCUAACGGGAUCCGCUUGGCUUGAUUUUAAAAAGUUUCAUCCGAGUUUUAGUGUCCUGUACAUGGUGAGCUAUUAAUGAAGAAAGGGCGCUGCAAUCCUUCCAUCUCCAUGGGACGAUGCUUCA